Penaeus monodon (black tiger shrimp) is the source of this 1417-nucleotide messenger RNA. RefSeq lists its product as uncharacterized. NCBI's taxonomy places the organism in Eukaryota, Metazoa, Arthropoda, Malacostraca, Decapoda, Penaeidae. The coding region runs from base 218 to 1417 and encodes 399 amino acids. The record is from RefSeq and is a predicted model, not a curated record. The transcript has 6 exons. Gene Ontology annotation, biological process: arachidonate secretion; phospholipid metabolic process.
CGGGUCAGUGCUUUCCCCUCUGGGUGAAAGUUGUCUCACUUUUGAUUGUGCUCCGAAAUGUCAUUUGCUAUCAGUGUCUCCCCAUUUCGAGAAGUGGAAGAGUGUUUAGUGGAAAGGAAGAAAGGGAUCUAAUGUCAGAGGAGGUGCUGGAAUAAAACCCGAAAAGUGGCGAUUUCUACAUGAAGUCUCCUCGCGGUUCCUGAUCGGCCAGCCCACGAUGCGCCGCUACGUGUGGAGGAUCCUCGUUCCGCCCCUCCUCCUGUUCUCACUCUUUGCUGCUCACGUGACCCCGUCUGACCCCCAGCAUGGACCCCAAGAAAGAGCAGAGGCUCUGGACAACGGUCUGUCGGCGAUACCUAACGCGGCAGAGGUGGGAGAGGAGGAGGAGGAUUUGGUGUCGGUCGAGGAAGAGGCGAGUGAUUUGGAUACCCUGAGGGAGGAACUGAACCAGGGGCACGGCGGGUCUGGGACGAGGGAGGAGGGUCCCGGCGGGAACGACCUCAGGCAUUCGGCGACGAGGCUCUCCGGGGGUGCUGAGGAGUCGCUCUCGGUGACGGAGGGGCAGAGGAGGAACGCGACGGGGGCGGCGAGGCGGUGGGGGAGUCACCCGCUGCCGCCGCUGGAGGAGUACAUCGCCAAACGGAGCGACGGCGGCGCCAGCUGGACCGCGUACUUCCACGACCAGGCCAUCGCUAUCAUUCAGCAGACCCACGAGGGAACCGUGCUCAACUGCACGCUGCAGGAGGUCAUUCAGGUGUGGGAGCAGCGCGAGGCCCUGGCGUACCUCGGCCGCGUAAUGCCCCUUGUGCCCGUGCCCUUCCAGCACAUGGUCCAUCUGGUGACGCUCUGUGGGACCUUCACGCCCUACCAACCGCAGCCGAUCGCCGCCCAACAGACUCCGGCCAACAAAUUAUGGUGGCUGGACAUGUCGGCACUGCAGGGCAUCCUCCCAGGGACGCUGUGGUGCGGGAUGGGCGACCAGGCGGCCACCUACCACCAGCUGGGUCCUCGUCGACAGCUGGAUUCCUGCUGCCGAGCGCACGACCACUGCCCCAUCAAGCUCAGGCCCAUGAUGACCCGCUAUGGGCUGACGAAUUACGGGUUCAAGACCAGGUCCCACUGCUCGUGCGACCUGGAGUUCUACCGUUGCCUGAAGGCUGCCGGGGACAGCGUGGCCACCAUGGUCGGCCAGGUGUACUUCAACUACCUCAAGAUGGAGUGCAUCGACGUCCCGGGUCCGAAAAGCUGUUACUCCCCUUCCGUGACCAUACGAACUCUCAACAGCCCUUUCCCCUCUGAGACGGCAACGUUGUCUUGUCUCCGUCGGGAUACUGAAGGAGGCUGUCGCUUCUGGCUGCCCAACCCCAAGGGCUUCACGACGAGGCUUCAGAUUGUCAAGACGACGCUGAACUUUUAG